Molecule: messenger RNA, 1864 nt
Organism: Rubroshorea leprosula
Lineage: Eukaryota; Viridiplantae; Streptophyta; Magnoliopsida; Malvales; Dipterocarpaceae
Source: the annotation of a GenBank genome assembly
ACAAUCAAUCACACAGCCGACUGACACUCUGCUUCUCAUCAUACAAUUCGCAUUUCCUCUCUCUCCGCUUGCAACUUCCCAGCAACCGCCGCGAAACCUCCGAUUAAUCUGUCUCAUCAUCCGCCACGCACUCCGUUUGUUCGGUUCGGAAUGGAGGUAUCUAGUUUGAAUGGAUUGAAAUAUGAUGAGGAGAUGGCAUUGAAGGGUUUGCUUGAUGCAUUUGGGGCUGCAUUUUCUCUGAGUGAUAUUGCCUCUGCCUAUUGCAAAGCAGGACGAAAUGCAAAUUUGGCUGGAGAGAUUCUGUAUGAAAUGCAAGGAAGCAGCUCUUGUUCUGCUACCCAUUUGUCCGACAGUGAGGGAAGAAACGAAGAACCUGCAGAGCCAUUCUGUAGUGAUAAAUCUAAGGAUGCUUAUCUCACAAAUGGGAAGUUUAGAGGAUCAAAGCAAAAAUGUAGGCCGGCAUCAGGUGGCACCAUUUCGAGCAUUCUGGGUAAGGAUUAUAUCAAAUCGAUCCCUUUGGUUAAUGGUUCUUGUCCAGGAACCAAACCAUUGAAGGUGGAUAUGAAGCAACUGCCAGGGCCUGAACUUGGGAAGGAAGAUGUGGAAUCCAAUCUUCUAGUGGAGGAUUUUAUUCGCAAGGAUAUGGAGGAUUUUCUAUUCAAAAUGUUUGGAGUUCAACUGGAUAGGGAUGUGAUUCAAGAAGUUCUAGAUAGUUGUGGAUAUGAUAUGGAAAAGAGCAUGGAGAAGCUGCUUGAUCAGUUGUCACCGAAUUCAGACAAGAAGAAAAAGGUUCUUGGGGAGUCAGGUAAAAAGAUUAUAGAUAUGCAUUCGAGCAUGGAGGGACCUUCAUGGCAGAAAAAUUCUUCUGGAGGAAGGGAUGUAGUACCAGAUACAAAUGGUGGAGAACUACCCAGACAACAGAAGAAAAAUGAUCUCCAGAUGGAAGUUUUGGCUGCUUUCUUUACUGGUCCUGAGAGAUUUGAAGAACCAGCGGUUCAACCUAGGAGAAAAAUCAAGUUAGCAAAGAGAUCUUUAGCAUUUGGAGAACCAGUGGUUCAACCUCUAGAGGAUUUCAUUACCAAAGAAAAAAAGACAGAAAUGAUGAACUCACGACAAGAUGAGGACAAAGAGGAUGCUUUCCAGGCUCUUCGUAGAGCUGUGAGGGAAUACCGGACCACAAUGAAGGAAUACUACAAAGCUGCUAUUGAUGCAUUUGAUAAGGGAGAUCAAGAUCGAGCAAACAAACUUCUAGAGCAGGGUCAUUUUUUUCGAGAGAAGGCUCGCGAAGCUGAUGAUGAAUCCAAUGAAAAGAUUUUUGAAACUAGAGACACGGAAACACACGAGGAAAUGUUGCUUGAUUUGCACGAACACGGUGCCAAGGAGGCAAUUCGCCUUUUGAAGUGUCAUCUAUCCUCUCUAGCAGGCAUCCCAUUAUUCAAGUUCCUCAAGGUCAUCAUUGAGACAAAUGAGGAAGAUAACUCAAAGGGGGCUCGUAGACGCUUGGUUAUGAAAUUAUUAGAGAAUGAAUCAAUUGGUUGGACUGAAGGAAAUCCUGGGUCAAUAUUAAUCCACUUGGAUAAAAUCAACCCAAAAAGGUUGAGUUUUGCCAAGAAAAAAUAGUUGGUGUUCAACAUGCAAUCAAGUUGGUUUCCAAAAAUCAAAGGUUUGAGUAUUGCCAAGAAAGUGUUCCCCAUGAAAUCAAGUUGAUUUCUCAAGACUUACAAAUAUUUGUCACGGGCGGUUUUUAAGAAAAAAUAUUGUGAUUUUUAUGGAAGUUUUUCAUUUUCAAUAUAAUAUUUUUUUUUUCUUAUUACAUUCAUAUACUGUCACAUAAUUUGAUCUUAGACUUUUUAUUAUUUUAUCU